Paraglomus brasilianum is the source of this 151-nucleotide messenger RNA. The record is from the annotation of a GenBank genome assembly. NCBI's taxonomy places the organism in Eukaryota, Fungi, Glomeromycota, Glomeromycetes, Paraglomerales, Paraglomeraceae.
AGAUGAAUCGUGCUCACGUGCUUCCGGACGGCGUAAGAAUAUGUGGACAAAAAUAUUGGACGGAGAUGUGCGCGACUUGGAGUCACUAGAGGAGUAUGCUGUCAGAUGGGAAGAAAUAUUUGGACGAUGGAAAAUGCCCAAAGUCAUGUAA